AUGAGUGACUCAGACAGCCAAAGUGAAGGGAGAAGAAAAAGAUUUGAAUUAUCACUUCUUCCCGAUGACAAGAAGGAGGAAUACAUCUUCUUCCAAAACGUCCUAACUGCUAUUCAGAAUUGGUUCAGUCUUUUUGGUUGGUCAAAGGGACCAAAUCCUGUUUCAAUACCAUAUUCACUAAGACGUGAUAUGUAUAAAGUCCAGCUGACUUCUUCAGAGAUUUUUAAGCAAAAGCUUGGCAAAGAUACUGUUUAUGACAUGUUACUCCAUCUGAGUGGACAGUUGGUACCAGGCAUUACAUCCAGCCAGUCAUUGUCUGUUAACCCAAUUAGAGGAAUAUUGCAGCUCUGCUGGCAGCAUUCUGCCCUGCUUACUUUCCUUGAAAGCCGAGGCGCAUAUCUGCCUUAUGUUUUGCCAGAAUUUCUGCUUGAGCCUGAUGAUUAUAGGAAGUGGAUUACAGCAGAAACAUUUCUGAAGGCUCAAACGGCAGUGUUGAAAAAAGGUGAUGUGACGAACUUGAAGAUAUGGAGUGACAUGCAUUUAUUUAUGCUGGAGAAAAGUGCAUUUGAGAAAAUGAGCAAACGAGCUUGGACAGAUUUGUUACUGCAGGCAUACAAGGUAUUAGUCCUUCCACGUGUUUCUUCACAUAAUAUCAGUGAUCUGUAUGACUCGGAAGGCAUGCAGAGCGUGCCAAGAAUAAAAUCAGAACCUUUAUCCAGCAAUAUUUAUUCUACACAUGAGCGAAUCAUCCUCACCUGGCUGAAUACACAUUAUGAGAAGAAUCGAAAAAUUGUGUGGAAAGAUUGUCAGAAAGGUGAAAUACCACCAAUGAGAUGGAUAAUAAAUUUUGACCGAGAUCUUCUAGAUGGUCUAGUACUGGCAGCACAGCUGGCAGCUUACUGCCCAUAUUUGAUUGCUACUCACUUUGUAAGGAUGUAUACUACUCCAGAAACUCCUGAACAGUGUCUGCACAAUUGUUUGAUAUUUGUGGAUGCUAUGCAUGCUGUCAGUCUGGCUAUAGACAUAAAGGCCACAGACAUCUGUGAUCCGAACCCAAUCAUGAUGCUUAUUCUGUGUGUUUACUUGUACGAAAGGCUCCCUUACUACUUGCCCAAGAAGACUAUUGAAUUUACAGGUGCUUUCCAUGCAACUGUUGUUAAAAAGGUGCAUCUGAAAAACCCAAGCAUUAAAACUUUGAUGUACGACGCUACUCUAGUAGGAAGAGAGGCUGAUGAUUUCUCAUUACCUGACGGAAAUACUGUCAUCAUUCCCCCUAAGGGGCAAGCAAGUGUAAAUGUGGAAUUCACUAGUCGUUUUCUGCACCCUGCUGAAGCGAUGUUGCUCCUGAUUUCAAAGACUGUGGGUGGAAUAGGUGGUGCUACGCUGACAUUCUCUCUGAAAUCUAAAAUCACCCAUAUCGAGCCUGCCGUAAGGUAUCUUAAAAUGCAAAUCCCCAUGUUAUGAGCUGAAGAAAGUUACAUUAAGUGUUACUAAUCCCUUCAGAACUGAUGGCAUAUUCAGAGUCUUUCUGCUGGAAUCCACAAGUUACUUAAGUCGGCCAGAGCAAGUGUGUCAAGCCAGAGAAGUAAAGCAAG
Tinamus guttatus (white-throated tinamou) is the source of this 1595-nucleotide messenger RNA. The record is from RefSeq and is a predicted model, not a curated record. NCBI's taxonomy places the organism in Eukaryota, Metazoa, Chordata, Aves, Tinamiformes, Tinamidae.